This is a messenger RNA of Haemonchus placei, 1536 nucleotides long. NCBI's taxonomy places the organism in Eukaryota, Metazoa, Nematoda, Chromadorea, Rhabditida, Trichostrongylidae. The record is from the annotation of a GenBank genome assembly.
AUGAAUGUGCCACUAGUGAAAGAGGGUACUGAAUAUCACUAUCUUUCCAUUCAGACUAUGGGCAUAUCUCCCACGGAGUCGAAAAAGCUGAGAGGAGAAUUUCUGCAGGCAGCUGCAGAUAUCUUCGAGAAAGUGCUUUCGAAGCCUCCUACGCCAAACGUUGUAGAACUGUGGAAUGAACACCAAGAGAUUAGGAGGGUCCUUGAUGAGAUUACUAGCAAACAGGCCAAACUCAGCGACACCGAUAUCCACUUGUCGAAAAUGCGGUUGGUCUUUUGCUGUAUUUCUUUAGAACUACGAUCUGAAAAAGAUGUUGCGGAUUUCAUGACAUGGGCCGAUCAAAUCGGCAUUAAACGUUAUGGAGUAACAGUAUCCGAGUGCGACGAAGUAGGCGGCUUAGGGCUGUUGGCCUCGAAACAGAUAGCUGAAAAGGAGCGAUGUGUGACUGUCCCAAGACAUGCCAUGAUUUCCGUUGAUCUAGCGAGGAAAUCUGCUAUACUCAAAAAGGUGUUUGAAAGCGAAGUUAUUGUUCAAAACAUGGCGAAUGUUGGCCUGGCUCUUUUCAUCUGUGCUCAUAAAGUGAAAUCUGAUUCGAAAUGGGCCCCCUAUCUCAAUGUGCUUCCCAGUUUCUACACGACACCGCUUUUUUAUACAGAAGACGAAUUACAACUACUGAAGCCGUCCCCUGUUUUUGAAGAAGCUUUACUGUUCUACCGUACUGUUGCUAGGCAGUUCAUUUAUUACUUGCUUAUGAUCGGCCGUAAUGACGUCUACGACAACACAAGUCGUAGAGAAAGAGCCGGAGCUCAGCCUCCGCUGUUGUACAAUUCCCCCUUCACCGUGGACAAUUUCACGUUCUCACUGUAUAGAUGGUCCGUUGGAACGGUAACUACACGAAUUAAUCUGAUUCCAAGUGAAACGGCCAGAGCUGCUGACGGCACUAGAAAAAUGGUACCCGCCCUAAUUCCCAUGUUGGAUAUGGCUAAUCACGAACUUAUCAUGGGGACUGAAGAUUUGGGAGAAGCUGUUUCUUACUGCUUGGAGGAUGACUGCGCAGAGAUACUGGCCACAAAGAAUGUGGCCCCUGGCCAGUGGGUAAGUAUGUUUUAUGGCAGACGAUCAUGUGCCGAUCAUCUACUACACAAUGGCUUCGUCCCUGCUGGCGCAAAUCCUUUCGAUAGCUACAAGUUGAAAAUCAGUCUUGGACGAGCUGAUAAGAAUUUCAAAGAGAAACAGAAGCUAUUCUCAGAAAUGGGCUUCAGCGAAACUUCAAAUGUCUACCUCUACGAUAUUGGAGUCGGCCCAAGUCCAUUCCAUCCUUCUAUGGAGCAGUUCGCUCGAAUCUACGUCUCCGACAUGCCGGCGAUGGCAAUAUCGGACCCAGCUACGCUUCGCAAAGCCGUCGAAUUCCUCAAAAAUCGUUUUGCUAUAUUGGAACGCUCCUAUGGUAAUAUAGCUGAAGGGAAAACAUUGAAUGAGAAAAAUAUAGCUUCACUGAAAAAGGCAGAAGUUUCCAUUCUGAAAAAUGCAAGGUAA